AUUAUUAUAUUACCAUCAUUAUUCCACCUCCGUGGAACAAAAACAUCAUUACAUAGACACAAACAUAGAACUUUGCUCAACCUAGCUUCUUUCUAAUUUCCAAUGGAGGAAUCAUGGGAAAAUUUCCAUCUCCCCACGGAUCAAUUGGAUUGUGGUGAUGAUUAUUUCAUAGAUAAUUGCGACAACAUUAACACUGACGGUGACGAUUUUCUUAGAGAGAUUUUGUUACAAACACCACAAACUUUCUCUUCAGAAAGUGAAAUAAGUGAAUAUUCAUUUCAACAAGUUCAAAACGAUUCGGUUACUGUUAACGUUAACGGCGUUGUGGAGGUUGUUGGAAACAUGGUUAAAAGUAACAGUUCAAAUUCAAUAGUGUCUCAAAAACAAGAAGAUCUGAAUCCGAAAAAGGUUCCUCCUCGUCGAUGUUCUUUACCAAAGACAUACAUUUUGUCUUUUGAUAACUCAACUAUGAUACCGGCUACACCGGAACCGUGUCUCGAUUUCGAAGGUAAACGUGAUUCUCCUUUGGUUUCUAAUAAACGGAGUCAAGAGACUAAAAAUGGUGAACGGAAAACAAAUGAACGUAACGGAGUCAAGAGACCAAGAAGCGGUUCUCAAACCGUUGACCACAUUAUGGCAGAGAGAAAACGGAGACAAGAGUUGACUGAGAGAUUCAUCGCACUUUCAGCCACCAUACCUGGAUUGAGCAAGACAGACAAGGCUUCAAUUCUUCGAGCAGCAAUUGAUUAUGUGAAACAACUUCAAGAACGUGUUAACGAGCUAGAGAAAGAAGACAAAAACGUUGGUGUCGCAUCAGUGAUGGUCCUCAAGAAAACUAAUCUAUGUGGAAAUAAUGAUAAUGAAGACACAAAUUCUUGUGAAACAAAUUGUGAUGAUGAUUGCAACAACAUCCUCCCAGAAAUUGAAGCAAGAGUUAUGGGAAAAGAAGUUCUAAUUGAAAUCCAUUGUAAGAAACAAAAUGGAAUUGAGCUCAAAUUACUUAACCAUCUUGAAAAUCUUCAGCUCUUUGUCACUGGUAGCAGUGUUUUGCCAUUUGGGAAAUCAGCUAUUUCCAUUACUAUUAUCGGUCAGAUGAGUGAGGGGUACAAAGUAACAGGGAAUGAUCUAGUGAAAAGCAUUAGGAAAGUGCUCUUGAAGCCACAAAUGGUAUGUGGAAGUGAUCCGUACUAGUGUAUCAAUAAAACAAGUUGUAAUUACCAAAAAAAAUAAAAAAGUUUUUCGUGUGGAAUUGCAACUUUUGAAUUUUAUGAUCUUUUUUAGUUCAUUUCAGUUUGUUUCAUUGUUGAACGUAAUAUAAUAGUAUAUGUAAAGACUAAAGAUGGAACAAUGCUUGCUAAUAGCCAUGAGUUUAUGUUAAUUGAA
This is a messenger RNA of Cicer arietinum (chickpea), 1383 nucleotides long. RefSeq names its product transcription factor bHLH25. NCBI's taxonomy places the organism in Eukaryota, Viridiplantae, Streptophyta, Magnoliopsida, Fabales, Fabaceae. Gene Ontology annotation, molecular function: protein dimerization activity. The record is from RefSeq and is a predicted model, not a curated record.